This is a messenger RNA of Micromonas commoda, 1071 nucleotides long. RefSeq lists its product as hypothetical. The record is from RefSeq and is a predicted model, not a curated record. NCBI's taxonomy places the organism in Eukaryota, Viridiplantae, Chlorophyta, Mamiellophyceae, Mamiellales, Mamiellaceae. Bases 98 to 973 code for a protein of 291 amino acids. The transcript has a single exon.
CGCGAACCGGCCUCUUUUCAUAACCAUACCAGCCUACGCCAACGAGGUGGCGAACGAGCGGUUGGACCUGCCUCCCGUUCCGUCCCCGCCCGGCAGCAUGCUCGUCAACGUCAUGUCCGUCGUGGACCAGGUGACAUCGACGGUGCCGCUGCCCGUCAUGCUCAUGAUGAACGCCCUGCGCGCCGGGGAGCUCCCCGACGGCGUCGCCUUGCUCCAGAUCAUGCCGUGCAGCGAGCACGGGGUCGAACCCGCGGGGCAGCGCAUCUUCUCCCUGUGGCAGGGCGCCGACGUCGACGCCGUCGCCGCCGCCGUGGAGGCUCUCAUCGGCGACGACUGCACCAGCACGUGCUUCCCCGUCAUGGAAGAUCACAUGUACGGGGUCGGGCGCGAGAGCGUCGAGGAGAAGACCGCGAGGCUGGCGCGCAAGGCGGGCGCCAACCUCCUCGCGUUCGACAAGCGCGUCGGCAUCUCGGCCACCGUCACCGCCGCCGCGGUGGCCACCGUCACGAAGGUCAAGUCCCUGUCCGCGCCCAAGCAACCCAGGGAUGGCGACGGCGCCGAGCCCGACCCCAACGCCGCCCCGGACAAGACCUCGCUCAAGUACGUCCAAGAGAACGUCUCCAAGGAGUUCCAAAAGGUCAACGAGGAGGUGCUCAAGCCCGCGGCGGAGGCCACGACGAAGGCGGCGACGGACACGUGGAACACGGUGUCCACAGCCGUGGGCGGCUUGUUUGCGAAGAAAGACGAAGCGAACGGCGCGAACGGCGCAAACGUCCCGGUGCCGCCGCCGUCGGCGGUGAUGGGCGCAUCCGCGGUGGACGACGUGGCGGUGGAGACGAAGACGAUCGAGGAGGUGGUGGCGAAGACGAACGACGGCGGCGGCGGCGAGGGGGGAGGGGGAGGAGGGGUCGGGGAGAUCGACGAGGAACCGCCGGCGUCGCCCGUGCCCACGUCGGAAAGGCCCGUCGCGUGAUUGACUUUCGCGGUCGUCUUGAUGUGAGUGUUACGCCGACGCCCUCGCCGCGCGGGGCGCCGCGUGUUUUGAUAUGUACAUCGACAAUGAUUUCUGUU